This is a messenger RNA of Carassius gibelio (silver crucian carp), 4189 nucleotides long. Its product is annotated as GRAM domain-containing protein 4. Gene Ontology annotation, biological process: negative regulation of toll-like receptor 9 signaling pathway; apoptotic process. The record is from RefSeq and is a predicted model, not a curated record. NCBI's taxonomy places the organism in Eukaryota, Metazoa, Chordata, Actinopteri, Cypriniformes, Cyprinidae. The transcript is spliced from 14 exons. Bases 228 to 1493 code for a protein of 421 amino acids.
AUGCCCGUCUGCUGUGUGUGAGUUCCGUGACAUCAAGACACACAGAUCCGUGUUAUCUGGUUGGGACUGACAUAAUUCAUACAUACUCAAAACUCUUGGGACAUCGCACAGCUCUUUUAGACAGCAGAGGGGAAGAGUGUGCUGCUGCUCAAGGAUCUGGUGUAUAUUUCCAGCAGUUUUCCAGCAGGUGUUACUGAAGGAUUUAUCACAGACUUUCAGCAGGGUUCAUGAAACUUUGCUACGAUUUGCGAGCUGGAGCUGCCAUACGUAAUGUUAAGGUAAAGCCUAAAGCAGCUGUGUUGAACAUGCUAAAGCGGCUGGACAAAAUAAGAUUCCGUGGUCCAAAGCGAGAUGACUUCCUGGAUCUACCCGAGUCACCCACAGGAUCAGACACUGAAUGUAGUGAUGACAUGCUGCUGAGACCUCAACCUUCAAUACGAGACAAUGACGAGCAGAGAGACCCUGCUAGUUUGGGGACUUUGUCUGUCAUGCAAGACCUGAGGAGCGAAUCGGAAUGUCUCAAUGAGGUCAAGGGUCAUUUGGAAAUUGCCUUACUGGAGAAACACUUCCUACAGGAGGAACUGCGGAAGCUACGAGAAGAAACCAAUGUGGAGACCCUUAAGCAGGAGUUGGAGAAAGAACACAGCAGAAGACUAGACCUGGAACAGAAGAUGAGUGAUAUGCUGAAGACUAGGUGUGAAGAUUCUCCACCUCAUCCUCCACGGAAGCAACAGCCACCUGCAGCUAAUGGCACAGACAAACAACAGAAAGAGACAGUGUGUUCGCGGCUGCAGAGCUGGCUGUAUGAUCAGUUUGGGGUUUAUAUCGAGGAUUUUCGCUUCCAGCCUGAGGAGAACACGGUUGAGGCUGAGGAGCCACUAAGUGCUAAAAGAUUAACAGAAAAUAUGCUACGACUUAGCCUGUCAACACAUUUGAGAACUAUGAUGUCCGACCCUCAGCUGAAAGAACGCAGCAAUGCCACUGUGUCACGACGGAUCCAGCCGGUGGUUUCACGGAGUAGUUUAGCUACCAUCCCGGCCGGAGUGACCAGAGAGGAAGAGAGUAGCCGUUCACACAGCACAAAGAAAGGAGCAUUCCAUGAGGUCUUCAACCUACCUGAGAAUGAGAAACCUCUGCCUGUAUGUGAGAAUGGUUGGAGAUGCUGUCUGAUAAACAGAGACAGGAAGAUGCCGACUGACUACAUUCGCAAUGGGAUGCUCUAUGUCACUGAGAACUGCCUGUGUUUUGAGAGCUCCAGCACAAGAUCAGGAUCUUCAAAGAAGAACAAAGUCAUCAAACUGGUGGACAUCACAGACAUCCAGAAGUAUAAAGUUUUAUCAGUUCUGCCUGGGUCUGGAAUGGGCAUUUCUAUUGCCACUCCAUCAACACAGAAGCCACUGGUCUUUGGUGCCAUGGUACACAGAGAUGAGGCCUUUGAGACAAUUUUUACCCAGUACAUGAAGAUCAUGACCACAGCCAACCCUGAGAUGUAACUCACCCUUUAUCCUGCUGGAGGAUAUCUCAUUUGGAUAAUAGUUUCCUGUCUAGUUAACUUCAAACGACUGUAAUUUGUAAGAUUGUGGGCAUCUGAUGUGACUAGCAGGAGAUUCAGCGAGUGGACAUUCCAGUGAGGGUUUUUGCAUCUCAAAGCAGAGGCUUUUCCAACUUGAGGGAUGCGGGUGGCUUCUUAUUAUGCUUUUCAAAAAUGAGCAUACUGAUCAGUGUACAGACUUGUGUUUUGUACUUGUCUCUCAUUGAUUCAGAUUUCAUGUCUGGUUUUAUUGUUUUAUUGUCUGGAAGAUGUUACAGGAAGGAUGGUCUUUAACACUUUAGACAGCAUAAAAUAACUUAAUCAGUAUUUUUGUUUAAAAGACAAUUAACCACAAUUGUUAGGUAAAACAAAUCAAAAGCUAUAUUUAAGAUAUAUUUCAUUGAAAUUUCCUUCUCAUUUAAAUUUGCCUUUAAGCUAAAUUUUAAUAUUUUAAACCGGUAAAUAAGACAAAUAUACUGAUAAAUAUUUAAUGUAAUUUUGCAGUAAUUGCAUUUUAAGGUGUGUUAACACUUAUAAUGUUUUGCAGCAAAAAUUGACAGGAAAUCACUUUUAAUAAGAGUUUGAGCAAUAUCAGACAACAUAAAGUUAUAGUAUGUGUCUCAUGCUCUAUAUUUUAUCUUGACCUUCACUCUCAAAUUUAAUUUAUAUUUGUAGUCAGCAUAAUUUAUUUAUAUACUAUACAUACAUUUUUUAUAUUCAGGUUAGUUCUAAAGUUAAACUUUGUGCACUUUGUUAUUUUGCAAUGGUCACUGUUCAAGUUGCCAGAAAUCUAAAACUUUCAUUGAAAAUGAAUGUAAAUUAUUUUUGUCACUGCAAAUGAGUGCAAAUAACCUUUAAGGCUGAUAAACAAAGCAUUUUUUUACGUGUUUGCAUUGUUGCUGUGUGCGCAAAAACACACUUAAAACUCAUUUAAAUCUCACCUCUCAGAAAAGAGUGCUUCAUGUGUUUUUAGCAGAAUAUCUUCCCAAGUUUAACUUUGGGAAAGCGUAGUUUCAAAUUAUUUAAAAUGCCUUUCUUCUAAACUGUAAUGGCAGUCAGCAGAAUCACUAACACUAAUUAGAUAUGAAUGGUGUCAAACUCAGAAACGAACACUGGGUUGCACUUUAUUUUAUUUUACAAAGUGACUCUAAACUCAUCUUGAUGACAAUUUUUAGGCCAUUAGAGCAAUUUUUGGUUGAAUCUCACUGAGAAAUAUCCAGAUCAUAUUUUACCACAAAAUCUAAAGAAUGCAUAGUUACGAAAAAAGAAAAAAAACUUGAUUCUCAGUCAUGAAUUAUUCCAGAACAACUAUGUGUAAACUAUUGAAAAACUGACCAGCAGCAAAUUUUAGAUGUAGUGGUAAAACAAUUCAGUGGCAAUAUCCUGUAAUGUUGAAAUAUAAGAGAAAUCUAACUUAAGGAAUUGUACAAUAUUUAUAGUGGGUCACACUUUUCAUUUGUCUACCCUAAACAGAAGAGCUUUGCACAGAUACACUAUAAUAUUAAGAGUUUAUUUAAAUGUUGGAAAUUACAUUUGUAUAAUUUGUAUCUAAGACAUUCCAAAGAUCAUCAUUUUAUGAGAAAAUACUGUUCUGGGUUUUCAAAGACUUUACUCACCCAUAUGAGGGACUGUUGAAUGUUGCUCAGCUCCCAAAGAUGAAUCUGUGUAUUUUACCAAAGGCCAUUUAGAGCUUUUGGAAUUUUCCCACACGCUGGCUGAUGUUUUGGAUUGCACUUAUGAAGCACAGAAUGAAUCGAUUGACUAAUAAUUUUGCCAAAUGUUGUUUCUUUAAACUGCUCUUCUGCAUUGUCUGUCUCAAAUUGAUGUUUACACAGGCCGGGUGUAAAUCCAGUCCAGACCAGGUUGAUCCCUGCUAAACAGCCCAGCCCAGGGGUGUGAAAACUGGAAUAAUAUAAUAUAAUUUAUUUUAUUUUAUUUUAUUAUUAUUAUUUUUCAUCUUCUUGUGGUUUUUGGAUGCAACUGCUUUAAUAUCAGCACUAAGAAAUACAUUACAAGUAAAUGAAUACAGUACAUGAAUGUACAUGCAUAGGUCAUAUUUCUUUUAGAUGUGAAAGAAAAAAAAAAUAUAAAUAAUAUUUUGUAGAUUUCCUGAAAUUCUUUGUUUAAAAAAUUAACAUGUUAUCCAGUAAAGAUUUUGAAGUACUAUAUUUAUACAUCAUGGUUAUAUUGUACUGCCUUAAAUUUGUGCUGAUUUUAAGUUUUUAUUUAUGCAAUAUAUAAUUGCUUUCUUAUUUGAAUUUAGUGGUUGAAUAUGAGACUUGUUCAUGAAGUUCACACACACACACAAUAUACAUUUUAAAAGCAACAGUUUACAUAAAAAUGCUUUGUUGGGCUGUUUAACUGAGCAUCAUAAGUCAUUGUGUAUCUGGAGAUGCUCAAGUUGGCACUAGUUGAUAAAGUAUUUGUUAACUGUGUAAAUGUUUGCUAUUUUCAUAAUAUUUUCUAAUGAGUUCAUCUGACAGAUGUGAAUUGUUAUUAUUUGUUAGCUGUUUUUUUCUGGCUGUCUGAAGACAAAUGAUUUAUAUACAAAAUGAUGAUAACAUGUUAUGUUCUGAUUUCAAUAGAACAAUGUAUAUUGUUAAAUCAUAAUGUGUUGUACAGUUUUUUUUAUUUAAGUAAAUUAAUGAAUUGUAUAGA